AUGACACAGCUCACAAAGAGCAUUCGCACACCAUCACGAGCUUUUUCAUCGACACGGCCUGCGGCACGCAUAUUCGGCACCGGCAAUUUGAGGGCGAAGGAGGCAUCCGGCUUCAUUUCUCAGAAGUACCCCGUCAUCGACCACGAGUAUGACGCUAUCGUUGUCGGCGCCGGAGGAGCGGGUCUGCGAGCGGCCUUUGGUCUCGCUGAAGCUGGCUUCAACACGGCGUGUAUCUCGAAGCUCUUCCCCACCCGGUCGCAUACCGUGGCCGCACAGGGAGGCAUCAAUGCCGCGCUCGGAAAGUACGCUGACCAAGUUUUCAGCAUGCACGAGGACGACUGGCGGUGGCAUAUGUACGACACCGUCAAGGGCUCAGAUUGGCUAGGUGACCAGGACGCUAUCCACUACAUGACCCGAGAGGCGCCCCAGUCUGUCAUUGAGCUCGAGAACUACGGCUGCCCGUUUUCGAGAACAGACGACGGCAAGAUCUACCAGCGUGCAUUCGGCGGACAGUCCCAAAAGUAUGGAAAAGGUGGUCAGGCAUACCGGUGCUGCGCUGCUGCUGACCGAACUGGCCACGCUCUCCUCCACACACUGUACGGCCAGUCUCUACGACACAACACCAAGUACUUUAUCGAGUUCUUCGCUACCGAUCUGAUCAUGGAAGAUGGUGUUUGCAAGGGUGUUAUCGCAUACAACCAGGAAGACGGCACAAUCCACAGGUUCAUCGCAAAGAACACGGUUCUAGCUACUGGAGGCUACGGACGUGCUUACUUCUCCUGCACAUCUGCCCACACCUGUACUGGUGACGGCAUGGCCAUGGUUGCUCGUGCCGGACUCCCCAACCAGGAUCUCGAAUUCGUCCAGUUCCAUCCUACCGGUAUCUACGGCGCUGGUUGCUUGAUUACUGAAGGCUCCCGCGGAGAGGGUGGUUAUCUUCUCAAUUCUGAGGGCGAGCGGUUCAUGGAGCGAUAUGCACCAACUGCCAAGGAUCUUGCCUCCCGCGAUGUCGUCUCCCGAUCUAUGACCCUUGAGAUCCGCGAGGGCCGUGGUGUUGGACCUGAGAAGGACCACAUUUACCUCCAGUUGAGCCACUUGCCACCUGAGGUUCUCCACGAGCGUCUGCCUGGUAUCUCUGAGACUGCUGCGAUUUUCGCCGGUGUUGAUGUCACCAAGCAGCCUAUUCCCGUUCUGCCCACUGUCCAUUACAACAUGGGCGGUAUUCCAACCAAGUACACUGGUGAGGUCAUCACCCAGGAUGCUAAGGGCAAUGACCAGGUUGUCCCAGGUCUUUUCGCCUGCGGUGAGGCCGCAUCUGUCUCCGUCCACGGUGCCAACCGUCUUGGUGCCAACUCUCUCCUCGAUCUUAUCGUCUUUGGUCGUGCUGUUUCCCACACCAUUCGUGACAACUUCAGCCCAGGCCAGAAGGCUGAUGCCGUUGCUGCGGACGCCGGAGCCGACUCAAUCGCCGUUCUCGACAAGAUCCGCACAUCUGAGGGCUCCAAGUCCACCGCCGAAGUCCGCCUCGCGAUGCAAAAGGUCAUGCAGACUGAUGUCGCUGUCUUCCGUACUCAGGAAUCGCUCGACGAGGGUGUCAAGAAGAUCAACGAGGUCGACUCUCAGUUCGCCGAUGUUGGCAUCAAGGACCGCAGCAUGAUCUGGAACUCUGACCUUGUUGAGACUCUUGAGCUCCGUAACUUGCUUACUUGCGCUGUGCAGACGGCCGAAUCAGCCGCCAACCGCCAGGAGUCAAGAGGAGCACACGCUCGUGAGGACUUCCCCGACCGUGACGAUGAGAAGUGGAUGAAGCACACUUUGUCGUGGCAGAAGCAGCCACAUGGCAAGACUGAGUUGGGAUACAGGAAGGUCGUGGGUACUACCCUGGAUGAGAACGAGUGCAAGGCUGUACCGCCGUUCAAGCGUACAUACUAGAGAAGGAACGUUGCAGAAGAACAAGGAGAAUAAGCAAUUAGAAAGGAUAUUAGUCCUGCAUUGUAUGUAUAUUGCAUAGUUGAUUGAUUGAAGUGAAGCAAUACUUUUUUUUUGGAAACAA
Parastagonospora nodorum SN15 is the source of this 2053-nucleotide messenger RNA. RefSeq lists its product as hypothetical. Gene Ontology annotation, molecular function: flavin adenine dinucleotide binding; succinate dehydrogenase (quinone) activity; electron transfer activity. The transcript has 3 exons. Lineage: Eukaryota; Fungi; Ascomycota; Dothideomycetes; Pleosporales; Phaeosphaeriaceae. The record is from RefSeq and is a predicted model, not a curated record. Gene Ontology annotation, biological process: mitochondrial electron transport, succinate to ubiquinone; tricarboxylic acid cycle. Bases 1 to 1932 code for a protein of 643 amino acids.